UUCCUCAUUCUGAAAUAAGAGAGAGAGAGAGAGAGAGAGAGAAAACUCAGGAAAAAGAGUGAGAGGGAGUACACUGAAGAUUGAAAGAUGGAGAAAAAGGGUGCAAGUUUAUUCUAGUGCAGCAAGAGAGAGAGAGUAAAGUGAAGAUAGAAAGAAGGUGCAAGUUGAUUCUUUGGGGAGAGAGAGAGAGUUAUUAGGCUUGUUCAAACUUCAAACUGCAAAAUUCUUGUUCAAUAGAGAGAGAGAGUUAUUAGGCUUGCUCAAACUGUGAAAUUCUUGUUCAAUAGAGAGAAAGAGUUAUUAGGCUUGCUCAAACUGUGAAAUUCUUGUUCAAUAUAGAGAGAGAGAGAGAGAGAGGAUACCAUGGACAAGGCAUGGAUGAGGGGUGUUUGGGAGAUGGUAAAAGCAGCCCUGUCUCAAAAGCUGCUCACUAAUCACCUCCCUUCUUCUUCAUCUUCAUCUCUCUCUACCAUUAUUCCUCAUCGUCUCUCAGGCAUCUCAGUCAUCGUUACGGGUGCAACAAGCGGUAUCGGUCUCGAAACCGCUCGGGAGCUGGCGAUGGCAGGGGCUCACGUGGUGAUGGCGUGUAGGAAUACAGGCGCCGCGGAGGAGCUGGCAAACGCAUGGAAUCAGUCCAUCAACGCCGCUCCACCUCCAACCCCUAUGGUCGAGGUGAUGCACCUUGAUCUUCUCUCUCUAACGUCGGUGCGUGAGUUCGGUGCGGAGUGGGAGAGGCGCGGUGCUCCUUUGCACGUCCUCAUCAACAACGCCGGCGUCCUCCGCUCAGCUGAGCCACAAAUAUUUUCAAGUGAUGGAUUGGAACAACAUGUGCAAGUGAAUCAUGUGGGGCCUGCCCUUCUUACUCUUCUCCUUCUUCCCUCACUCCUCCGUGCCGGCUCAUCUAGGGUUAUCAAUGUCAAUUCUGUGGCACAUCAUUGUGCAGUGGUGGACCCCGACAAAUGGACGAGCAAGAUUGAAAACCAGAAAUAUAGUAGCUUGAGAACCUAUGGUGCUAGCAAACUUGCACAUCUCAUGUUUUUGAGAACACUUGCCUCCAAGCUCAUGGAGCAGAGACAAACUUCCAUCCAUUGCAUUGCAGUACAUCCAGGGAUUGUCACCACGAACUUGGUUCCAAGUUUUAGCAAGAAAUCAUUUUGGCAAUUCAAUCCAUUUGAAGGAGCAAGAAGCGUCCUCUUUUGUGCCACCAAUGCUGACAUGGCAGAAAACCUAGUCAAAGGGUUUGCUUACUACUCCUGUGAUUGCAAGCCUGCCAAGGUGUCACCCCUCGCAGCUGACGUGGCAUCAUGUGCACGCGUUUGGGAAAAGACUCUCCACCUAUGUGGAUUACACGUCGACUAUGUAAGCCACGUCAUCACAGCCUCCACUAAAAUCGCCGAUCCUCAAUAAUUCGGCAUAUUAUUUGGAAUCGCUCGACGGGACGUCCGUCAUAAAUCAGGCUUGGGCUCAAAUGGUUAGCAUGCAUCUCAAGUUGACUCCAAUCGGUCGAGUCCCUAUAGUGAAUCGGCUUGCUCUCGACAACUUGAGGCAUUUUCUCGAUUUAGGACCAUUUUGAAUCUCCAAUCAUUGGGUGUAAAAAAACUCGAACGAUUUUGAGUUAGCUCUUGAUUUUCCUCAUCAGUGAAAAUAUCUUAAGUAGGGUGGACCCAAUUAAUCGCCGUUGUUGUAUACUAAAACGCAAAGAUGUAAACUGCCUGAUAAGUCCAUUUUAUUACC
Messenger RNA from Amborella trichopoda, 1734 nucleotides. RefSeq names its product dehydrogenase/reductase SDR family member FEY. NCBI's taxonomy places the organism in Eukaryota, Viridiplantae, Streptophyta, Magnoliopsida, Amborellales, Amborellaceae. The record is from RefSeq and is a predicted model, not a curated record.